GUCACCUUCUCCUUUGGCCCUUAUCAAAGACUUGUCCUUCAAAUUAUUUUUUUUCCCUUUUUUGUUUUUCUCUUUUCAUUUGAGUAUCGUUCUUCAUCUUUCUCAUCUCGAAAUUCUCAAAUUAUAAAGGAAAAUCCAAAUUGCUUGAGUAUAAAUUUCAAUAAACUUGAAGCCGAUUUCAUAGAAAGGUAAAAUAAAGGGUACUCCAAUAACAAGUUUCAGAGUAAUUUUAUAUUUACUUGCUGAAUUUGAAGUCAACAAAUUUGCUUACUGUUGUGGGUUUUGUAAUUUGUGAGGAAAAGGGUUUGAUUGAAUCAAGAUUUUGGCAUCUGAAAAUUGUUAAUUUUUGAGGAAGAAAUAAUAGAGCUCUUAGAUUCAUGGAGCGGUAUAUAGUUUUUCCUUAUUUUCGCGGUAUUUUCGAGUGAUUAUUGUGUGUAUCUUCUUAAUCUUUAUAUAGAGUUAAAAUCAGUGUAUUUUCUGGGGAAUUGUUGAUGCUUGGUCAAAGACAAUGGAGGUGUAUAUGGCCAGAUUUCUAUAUCUUUAGCAAUAGUUAUUGCUGCUCUAGUAAAUACUAUGAAGAAUCUGUUGAAGAAGCUGAAUAUUGUGCCAAAUCAAAGUGAAGACAUAGAAGGGUCUAACAAUAAUAGUGCUAGCAAUAGUAGUAAUUCGUCGAAAUCGAGUAAGUUGAAUGCUGGACCAUCUCCUCAUUCACAGGCACAUCAACUAUUUGAGCAUAAUAAACCCUUUACUACUUUGGCUGGAUGGUUUCAUACAGUUACUAAUAGGAAGGGUGCUAGUUCCCCGUCUUCGUCGAAUGCUAAGCCACAUGAUAAUAUAAUGGAGCAACAACACUUAGAAUCUGCCAGCAGUUGUGGUUUGAGUAUUGGCUCUGAUGUCGUUGCAAAGCGCGACUCGGAGUCUAGUAAUGCAAAGGAUCCUGACAUUGAGGAAGAGUAUCAAAUCCAAUUAGCUAUGGAAAUGAGUGCUAGGGAAGAUCCUGAGGCUGUUCAGAUUGAAGCGGUGAAGCAAAUUAGUUUAGGCUCUUUUACACCAGAGAAUACUCCUGCAGAAGUUGUUGCAUAUAGGUACUGGAAUUACAAUGCUCUUAGCUAUAAUGACAAGAUCUUGGAUGGUUUCUAUGACUUUUACGGUGUGAUCACUGGCUGUGAGUCAUUGAGGAUGCCUACCCUUGUUGACCUUCAAGCAACACCAGUAUCUGAAGGUAUUAGUUGGGAAGCAAUUUUGGUCAACAGGGCUGAUGAUGCUAAUCUUCUUAAGCUUGAACAGAAGGCCCUUAUUCUUGCUGUCAAGGCAAGGUCAGAACCUCUUCUUCUAGGUGAUUCUGCACUAGUGCGACAACUUGCGACUAUGGUAUCUGACUACAUGGGUGGACCCGUUAGGGAACCGGAAAACAUGUUAAGAGCAUGGAAAAGCCUUAGUUAUAGUUUGAAGUCAACUCUUAGGAGCAUGGUGUUGCCGCUAGGUUCUUUAACUAUUGGACUGGCUCGUCAUCGUGCUUUACUAUUCAAGGUUUUAGCUGACAGUGUGGAUAUUCCAUGUCGUUUAGUGAAAGGCCAGUUAUAUACAGGCUUUGACGAUGUUGCAGUGAGCUUUGUAAGGAUUGAUGAUGGAAGGGAAUUUAUUGUUGAUCUAAUGUCUGAUCCAGGAACACUGAUUCCAUCCGAUAUGGCAGUUAUCCAUGUUGACUAUGCGGAUUCUCUUUCUUCUACUAGUCCUUUGUCCCGGGACAUUGAGUCAAAUAUGGGCACUGGUAGCAGUGAGGCGGUGAGUUCAUUUGAUGAGCCAUCAGAUUGUGGUACACUAGAUGAGAAGAUAUACUUAAAAAAGCAGCCUGUUAGGAUAGAAGAUCCCAGUGACAGACUUGCUUCCACAGCUUCUGCUAACCUUCUCAGACCAGGAUUUAGUGAUGACGAAGUGCAUACAUCUACUAAGUUCAGUCCUAGUGAAGUCAAAAAGCUACCAACAGAAGCGGUUCCGUCUAGAAGUCAAUAUCCUAUUUUGCAUGCAAGAUCCCCUUCCUGGACAGAAGGAGUUAGUUCACCAGCGGCUCGAAAAAUGAAGGUGAAGGAUGUUUCACAAUACAUGAUUGAUGCUGCCAAAGAAAAUCCCCAAUUAGCUCAGAAACUCCAUGAUGUGUUGCUCGAAAGUGGAGUUGUCGCUCCUCCCAAUUUGUUCACUGAAGUCUAUUCAGAUCAUUCAGAUGUAUCAGUCACUUUUACUAAGACUGAAGGAGAAAGAAGGCAAGAAAAUAAAAAGAGGCUGGAAAGCAGAAAGCCUAAUAAUCUGGAUGAUUCUGCUCAACCAAAAUUCUUGCCUCCUUUGCCUCUCUAUAAAGAGCCACCAAGGGCUUCUCCUAGCUUGCAAUUGGAAAGUUUAAAGCCCGUACAAGAUUCCGGGAUUGACAACGUAGUAGUAGAUGCUGGAAAACGUAGCACAAAUCCUUUUGUAAUGCAAUCUGAUGUGACUCCAGUAAAAUAUGGGAAAAAUGUUCCUGUUUCAGCAGCUGCAGCAGCAGCAGCUGCUGUUAUUGCCUCAUCCAUGGUAGUUGCUGUGGCCAAAUCGAGCCCUGAUCCAAAGUUUGAAUUCCCUGCUGCAGCUGCUGCAACUGCUACAACUGCUGCUGUGGUAGCAACAACCGCUGCUGUUGGUAAGCAGUAUGAACAUAUGGAUGCUUCUCCUCGCUCACCGUAUGGAGAUAUUGGUUUCUUCAAUGAAAUGGUUGGCUCAAGGAUUGGGGAAGGGGAUGAUGCUAGUGAGGAUCUGCGUGGUUCUAGCAAGGAGCAAAACACUUCUGGAGCAAAUUCAGAGGACAGAACAUCUGAUAGGUCAGCAGGGGGAGAUAGUGCAAGCAGUGUAAGAUCUGAAAUGCCAGAUGAUGUGUCAGAUUGUGAGAUCUCGUGGGAGGAAAUCACCUUGGGUGAGCGUAUCGGACUUGGGUCAUAUGGAGAAGUUUAUCGCGGAGAUUGGCGUGGAACUGAAGUAGCUGUUAAGAGGUUUUUAGACCAAGACAUUUACGGAGAGUCUCUUGAAGAAUUUAAAAGUGAGGUUCGUAUCAUGAAAAGACUAAGACAUCCAAAUGUUGUUCUGUUCAUGGGAGCUAUUACUCGUCCACCAAAUCUAUCCAUUGUUACAGAGUUCCUUCAUAGGGGUAGUUUGUACAGAUUACUUCACCGACCUAACAAUCAAUUAGAUGAAAGGCGGCGUUUAAGGAUGGCGUUUGACGCUGCGAGGGGUAUGAAUUAUCUUCAUACAUGUUCACCUGUUAUUGUUCAUCGUGAUUUGAAAUCUCCAAAUCUUCUUGUUGAUAAGAAUUGGGUGGUAAAGGUCUGUGAUUUUGGCUUAUCUCGUAUGAAGCACAGCACGUAUCUUUCUUCUCGUUCAACUGCAGGAACGGCUGAAUGGAUGGCUCCAGAAGUGCUUCGAAAUGAACCGUCUGAUGAAAAGUGCGAUGUAUAUAGCUUUGGAGUUAUACUUUGGGAGCUUUGCACUCUCCAGCAGCCAUGGGGAGGCAUGAAUCCUAUGCAGGUGGUUGGUGCCGUUGGCUUUCAGCAUCGGCGUUUGGACAUUCCAGAUGAUAUUGAUCCUGCAAUUGCUGAUAUCAUUCGUAAAUGUUGGCAAACAGAUCCAAAAUUGCGACCUACUUUUACUGAGAUCAUGGCUGCAUUGAAGCCGCUUCAGAAGCCUAUAGGUCCACAGUUGCCAAGACCAAGUUUGUCAAGAAGUGGUGAAUAGGAGAAAUAGUGAUCAUGGAUCAGCAAUGGCUUUUCACUCAUGAAAUUGCUCUUUCUGAUGGAAUAGAGUGUGGCAAAAUAGCAUGUUGCCUAAAGUUUGAGGGAAAUUCCUAGCAAUCUGGGAAAAAAAAUUGUACAAAUGAGACUGGAUCAAGAUCCUGAAUGAUAUAUACCCCAAACUUUAGAUAAAUAUGAUUUUUUGUACGUUGUCUUCUCAUGUGAUCCUGAUUGCUGUUGUGACUCUCCUCACUGCCUCUCUCUCUCUCUCUCUGGCGGUUAAAAGUUCUUGAAUAUUAUUGUAAUCAUUGAAUUGAUUUUGAUUUUCAAGGGUUGAUAUUAAUGAUUUGCUAAUUGGGAUGAC
Messenger RNA from Chenopodium quinoa (quinoa), 4113 nucleotides. RefSeq names its product probable serine/threonine-protein kinase SIS8. Gene Ontology annotation, biological process: protein phosphorylation. Gene Ontology annotation, molecular function: protein kinase activity; ATP binding. NCBI's taxonomy places the organism in Eukaryota, Viridiplantae, Streptophyta, Magnoliopsida, Caryophyllales, Amaranthaceae. The coding region runs from base 574 to 3753 and encodes 1059 amino acids. The record is from RefSeq and is a predicted model, not a curated record. The transcript is spliced from 13 exons.